Saccharomyces cerevisiae S288C is the source of this 966-nucleotide messenger RNA. RefSeq names its product mitochondrial 37S ribosomal protein mS43 MRP1 (gene MRP1). Bases 1 to 966 code for a protein of 321 amino acids. Lineage: Eukaryota; Fungi; Ascomycota; Saccharomycetes; Saccharomycetales; Saccharomycetaceae. The transcript has a single exon. Gene Ontology annotation, cellular component: mitochondrion. Gene Ontology annotation, molecular function: metal ion binding; superoxide dismutase activity. Gene Ontology annotation, biological process: superoxide metabolic process; removal of superoxide radicals. The record is from RefSeq and is marked reviewed.
AUGCUUCGCUUUACUGGUGCUCGCGCUAUUAGAAAGUACUCUACUAGGUAUGCACUCGAGCACCUGAAAGAAGGUGCUCCUCUGAAAGGGCUGUUUUCUAUUGAAGGAUUACAGAAAGCAUGGUUCGACCGAGUGAAAUAUCUCGAUGCAAAAUUGAACGAUUGUACAAAUGAAGCGCAACAAAAACCCUUAGAAACUCUCAUCCAUGAAAAUUCGAAAUCUGCUUCAAAGAAACAUAUCGUGAACUAUGCGUCAUCAUUGUACAACUUGAAAUUUAGCAUGUCUUCCCUUCAGGGAUGUAUCAGGACUCCGCCAGAGGAAUGCCCCAGGCUAGGUCCAGAGGCGCUACUUCAGACCCCUGAUUUCAAUAGGACAAUAAGCAAUGAGCCAUUGACCACUGGCAACGAACGUUUGCAAGCAGCUCUAAUUUCUUCAUUUGGGUCUUUGAUGGAGUUCAGAACAUUAUUAAUAAAUUCAAAUCUUGCUAUAUCAGGCGACGGGUUUACGUGGUUAGUCGCAAGACGGCAGCUCGACAAACGUGCUAUGCGCAACGACAUGCCAAACAGGGAUAUUGAAUAUGAUAAGCUGUUUAUAUUGAAUACGUACAAUGCGGGAACUCCCUUCAACUUCUCUACAUCUGGGGUAAUGAAUGAGCUCAAUAACCAAUAUACCAACAUGGAAAAACAACGAGCCAAAGAAGCCGGUAAUCUUGAAGAUUCUGAGAUGACUGCCAAGCAAGCCAAGACAAAAUUUAUUUAUGAAACCCAACAGAAAGGUUUUUCUGGGAAAGAGGUUUCAUAUAUCCCGCUUUUAGCCAUUGAUGCGUCACCAAAAACAUGGUUAACUGAUUAUGGCGUAUUUGGGAAACGAGAAUAUUUAGAAAGGGUAUGGGACUCUAUAGAAUGGAAAAUUGUAGAGUCAAGGUUACCUCAACGUACUAAGAUCCAAGCAUUCAACACGUUAUGA